This is a messenger RNA of Aspergillus luchuensis, 435 nucleotides long. RefSeq lists its product as uncharacterized. The transcript has a single exon. The coding region runs from base 1 to 435 and encodes 144 amino acids. The record is from RefSeq and is a predicted model, not a curated record. NCBI's taxonomy places the organism in Eukaryota, Fungi, Ascomycota, Eurotiomycetes, Eurotiales, Aspergillaceae.
AUGAUAUUAUCCCUUUCUGAGAAGAGACGUCUGCUGAUAGUGUACGGCAUGCAGAAAGGAACUGUUCGCUUCCACAGUCCUGGCCGUGCCGACGUUGAUGCCAAAGCCGGCGACCUAAUCAUCGUCCCUAUUCGUCUGCCUCAUAGAUUCAGUAACCCUUUCGACGAAGAAGCUGUCUUUAUGAACACAGCUACACCGGGAUUCUUCGUGAGGUACUUCGAGUACCUUGAGUACUUGAUCGGCGAGGGGACGGUGCUUACGCCGGAAAUCAACAAGGCCGCGUUGAGAAGGUUUGCGACUGUGCCGGUAAGUAAGGAGGAGGUGGAAAGUUUGGAGAUAGAGGGGAUGGGGAAUGAGAGUGUAGCUGUGGCUGAGACUGAGACUGAGGGGGAGAAGUUCGUGGAUUUCUUGGCCGAAGAGAAAAGGGGUGAAUAG